AUGGUGUUGACUAAGACCAACCCUGUUGGGCCUGUCACCCUGCCCACGCCUGUCCCCUCUUCCAUCCCUAGCGUGUCCUUGCCUGGACACCCUCGAGGCACACCAGCCUACACCACCCGUCUCCUACAGGAGGUUCGAGGACAGAUGUAG
Auxenochlorella protothecoides is the source of this 150-nucleotide messenger RNA. RefSeq lists its product as hypothetical. Bases 1 to 150 code for a protein of 49 amino acids. NCBI's taxonomy places the organism in Eukaryota, Viridiplantae, Chlorophyta, Trebouxiophyceae, Chlorellales, Chlorellaceae. The record is from RefSeq and is a predicted model, not a curated record. The transcript has a single exon.